Messenger RNA from Xylaria bambusicola, 825 nucleotides. RefSeq lists its product as uncharacterized. The record is from RefSeq and is a predicted model, not a curated record. The coding region runs from base 1 to 825 and encodes 274 amino acids. The transcript is spliced from 4 exons. NCBI's taxonomy places the organism in Eukaryota, Fungi, Ascomycota, Sordariomycetes, Xylariales, Xylariaceae.
AUGGGUCUCUCAGUGAAAGCUUUGGCGGCUGGCACCGCGACACUUGUACUCUCCGUCAACGCGAACGUGAUAUCCCCGGAUGUUCGCUCGAUCUUCAAGCGCGACCCGCCUGCGGCGCUUCCGGGUUGCGCAACGGACGCGGACAAGAAGUGGCAGCCAGCAAUGGACUUCGACACAGACGGGUGUUACAACACGCCAGCGAUAGACGCGGCCGGCAACGUCGCGACGGGCCUAAACUGCGGCGGCGCUGUGAACGGGAACUGCCGCGACCUUUCGGACCUGCAGAACAACAACGUAUACUCGCGCGCCCGAUGUAACAACGGUUGGUGUGGCUUUAUCUACGGCUACUACUUUGAAAAAGACCAGACGAUCGAUGGAUCUUGCGGUGUAGGCCAUAAGAAUGAUUGGGAGCACAUCGCGAUCUGGAUUAAGGACGGCGACGAGAUGCCUUCUUACGUCGGCGUCUCGCAGCAUGGAGACUACCAGGUAAAGCCGGCCGCCGAGGUACGCUUCGAGGGCACCCAUGCCAAGGUCGUGUAUCACAAAGAAGGCGGGCUUACACACGACUUCCGCUUCGCCAACGAGGACGAUGACAACAUUGAAAAUCACACAGGACAGUGGUUUUUCGGAGAUGUCGUCGGAUUCCUUGGUUUCCCCUCUACCGAGCUCCGUGACACGAUGCUGAACAACGACUGGGGCAGUGCGCUCCCGGAUCUCAGAGAAGAUGUAUUCCCGGGAAAGCUUGAGAAAUCUAAAGGUGGCAAUGACAUCCCGACUGACACGAAUGUGGACGGGGACAAUUCUCCUGGCCAGCCUAGCUGCUAG